This is a messenger RNA of Capsicum annuum, 3284 nucleotides long. RefSeq lists its product as uncharacterized. The record is from RefSeq and is a predicted model, not a curated record. The coding region runs from base 2282 to 3226 and encodes 314 amino acids. NCBI's taxonomy places the organism in Eukaryota, Viridiplantae, Streptophyta, Magnoliopsida, Solanales, Solanaceae. Gene Ontology annotation, molecular function: zinc ion binding. The transcript has 3 exons.
GAUCUCAAGAAUUGUUAUUGUUUUGUGUUUGAAUCGCACUCAGGUAUGUUUCAAAUGUCAAUAUUGUCACAUUUUUGUCAUGAAUUGUUGUUGUAAAUGGUUUAUUAGUUCUUUGUUAGUAUAUUACAUUAGUAAUGGUUGUUCGGAAAUAUCCGAAAAAAGCUAGGGUUUUUUUAGGGCUUUUACUAUUCAUAACUUGUCAGGUAUUUUUGGAGUUUUGUUUCAGGAAUCUGAUGGCUAAUAUUAUUAUUACAACUCGUUUUCACCACGGUGGCAAGUUUGUUUCUGAUAAAGAAUAUGCUCCAGGCUACAUAUGAGAAAGUGAGGUGGAAUAUGUAAGUAUGGACAAGGACCACUUUUCUAUAUUUGAGUUGCUUUAUUAUACUAAAGAAUUUGGGUAUAUGACUAUUGGUGGGUUCUACUUUAAAGACCCUAAAAAGGAAGUCUUUGUUGAAGUAGAAAAUGACUUGACUUUGGUAAGUCUUGUUGAAGACCUAGAAGAUGAGGACUUUUUAGACUUGUAUGUGAACCAUGUUGUGGAUGAGGUAGAAGUGCUAGAAGAUGGGGUCCCAUCUGGUUUUCUUUGUGGUACAGUAGGUGAUCAAAGUAGUAAUGUGGUUGGUGAAAAUAGAAAUGUAGGUGAGAACAUAUCAACAGUUCAUGAUAUUAAUGUUGAAGGGUUACAUGAGGAACCUACCCAAACUAACAACAUAGAUAUAGAAUCUGGUGCAGAUGAACUCUCAAAUCUAGAAGGGGCUGAAACAGAUCUUGAUAGUAGUGCUGAUUCUCAAGAGUUUAAUAUACCAGAAGAUGAUGAUUCUGAGGUUGAUGAAGAGUUAAGAACUCUAAGAAAUGAAAGGAGAAACUAUGUGAAACAAAAGAAAUUUGUCCAAAAUGAAGAAAUAAAACUUGGAUCAAUAGGUGUUAAUAGGGGAUUUGAAGAUAUUGGAAGGAAUAAAACUGCUAGAUACAGUGGAAAAUUAGGGGAAGAUGAUGAGUAUAUAGAUAGCUCAGAAGUUGAUAGUGAUGAAAGUGCUGAUGGACUGAAACCUGAAGCUGUCAGGGGUGUUGAUUUACCAACAAGAAGGAAAAGUAAAAAAGGUAAGAUUUGAUCCUGAUUGUGUUGUGGCUAUAUUUGAGCUUGGUAUGAUAUUUGAAAAUGCUAAGGAAUUUAGAAAGGUUGUGGCUGAGUAUGUUGUUGAAUACAAAGUUAGAUUGAAGCUUAAGCGUAAUGAGAAACAUAGAGUUAGAGUUAGAUGUGAGGACAAGAAAUGUAAAUGGUUGUUGUUUGCUAGUAUUGAUAAGCAUUCUGAUGACUUUGUUAUCAAGCACUACUAUCCUGUACAUGUAUGCACUACUACAAAAAAAAAACAAAUUGUGCACAUCUAAGUUUAGCGCAAGUAAGUUCAAGGCUGAAAUAACUUUACAACCUUAUAUAAAAUUGUGGGAAAUUUAGAAAUUGGUGAGAAAAAAAUUGGGUUUGUAUGUGGGAAAAAUUGUUUGUAGCAGGGCAAAGCAUAGAAUCAUUAAAGAAUUCUUGGGUGAUUGGAAGAUGGAAUUUUCAAGGUUGUGUGACUACUCAGACAUAAUAAAACAUAUUAAUCCUAGCAGUUCUUGUUGGGUGAGGAUAGAUAGAGAGUCUCAACUUGGAAAAAAUCUAUUUAUUUAUUUUUAUUUGUGCUUUGAUGCAUUAAAGAGAGGCUGGAUAGCAGGGUGCAGAAAAAUUAUUGGGUUAGAUGGUUGUUUUUUUGAAAGGUUCUUGCAAGGGUGAAUUGUUAGUUGCAAUUGGGAGAAAUGGAAAUAAUCAAAUGUAUCCAAUAGCCUAGGAAUUGGUUGAUCAAGAGACAAAACAUAGCUGGAUUUUCUUCCUUAACCACUUGAUUCAAGAUUUGAACUUAGGCACUGGACAUGGAAUGACUGUCAUGUCAGCUAUGCAAAAGGGUCUUGUACCUACUAUACUUGAGUUGCUACCAGAUUGUGAAAUGAGGUGGUGUGCAAGACACAUCUGGUCCAAUUGGCAUCAGAUUUGGAGAGGAGAAGAAAGAAGAAAACAAUUUUGGAGGUGCGCUAAAUCCAGUUUUAAAGUGAAGUUUUUGGAUGAGAUGGGAAAACUCAGUCAACUUGGUAAGAAUAUUUGUGAGGACUUAUUACAUUACGAAAAAUAAAUCAUGGUGCAGGGCAUAUUUUAGGGCGUAUUCUAAAUGUGACAUUGUUGAAAAUAAUAUGUGUGAGACUUUUAAUUCAUGGAUUUUAGCUUAUUAGACAUAAAUCUAUAAUCAGUAUGUUAGAGAAGAUUAGACACAAUAUAAUGGAUAGAAAUAUUGAAAUGAGGAAGUUUGUUGAUACCUGGAUUUCAGACAUCUCUCCUAUGGCUUUGCUAGUACUUGAAGAAAACAAAGAUAUGGCUAGAAAUUGCACAGUUAGGUUCUAUGGACAGAUUGGGUAUGAAAUUUUAGAUGGUCCUUAUAGGCAUAUAGUUGAUAUUAGGAAAAAGAUUUGCACUUGUAGAAGAUGGCAAUUGAGAGUCAUACCAUGUCAACAUAUUGUAUUGGCUUAUCAGCAUAAAUGUAUAGAGCCUAAAUUUCAUAUGGAAGAAUGGUAUAAGAAAGAUACAUUCUUGAAGGCUUAUGACUACUUUCUUCAGCCAAUACCUAAUAUGAAAAUGUGGCCUAACACAAGUGGUGUAGUGAUUGAUCCUCCUGAGCCUAGACUAAUGUCUGGCAGACCAGGAAAGAAUAGAAAAAAAGGGAAGAAUGAGCCUAAGAAGAAGUAUGGGAAGCUAUCCAGGAAAAGACUGAAAAUUUCUUGCUCCAAAUGUCAUCAAAUUGGUCAUAACAGGACUCUCUGUAAAGCUCAGGAUAGAAUGGGAAAACCUGGAAGCUCUAGCCAGGCAGCAAGUUCUAGCAGGCCACCAAGCUCUAGCAGGCCACCAAGCUUCAGCCAGCCACCAAGCUCUAGCAGGCCACCAAGCUUCAGCCAACCACCAAGCUCUAGCAUGCCACAAAGUUUCAGCCAGCAACCAAGCUUCAGCAGUUCUAUGUGUGUUGAUACCUCAGUAGUUAUAAGACUGCAGCCAGCUGGAAGAGGUAGAGGUGGAAGUAGAGGUACUAACAAAGGUAGGGGAGCUGGCAAAGGCAAAGGAUCUGGAAAAGUAAAGGAAAAGAAAGUGUAUCUGAUCAGCAACUUGGAGAAAAAAAGACCAUUGGAGCAUCAACAUCAUCAGUAGGACAAAAGAGGUCUCAGACAGUAGGAUUUGGUAUCUACACUGAUCAAAUGAGUGGCAG